AUGAGCAACGACGACGCCAUGUUCGAUUCGUGCUUCACGAGGUUCAAGCUCGACUACGACGGGACGAAGAGCCUCGGCAUCGGCGACGCCGCCAGCCGCGACGUCUCCGUCGGGGGCCACCGCUGGCGGAUCGACUGCUACCCGCGUGGGUACAGGGCGGAGGACAACGGCGAGUACGUCUCCCUCUGCCUCGAGCUCACCGGCGAUUCCACAGGCGGCGGCGGCGGCGUCGAGGCCUUCGUGACGAAACCAGACGGCGCGCCGUCCUCGUCCCGCACGCAACGGACCCGGCAGGUCUACUCAUCAUCACCACCUGCGGCGGCGGAGGGGGUCAGGUCGCUGGCGUUCCGGCAGUUCGUGAAGUGGAAAGACAUCGAGUCGUUGUACCUGGCUGACGGGUGGGCGACGAUCACGUGCCGGGUCAUCGUCACCGGGCGCGGCCGCGACAACGACCCCCUCGUCGCGCCGCCGCCCGACAUCGGCACCCACCUCGGCCUCCUGCUGGACUGCGCGGACGGCUCCGACGUCUCCUUCGUCGUCGACGGCGAGAGGUUCCCUGCGCACCGGGCCGUGCUCGCCGCCCGCUCGCCGGUCUUCAAGGCGCAGCUCCUGGGCCCCACGUCGAAGGCCAGGGCGUCGUCCGUCACCGUGCCCGACAUGGCCCCCGCGACGUUCCGAGCCAUGCUCCGGUUCGUGUACACCGACGCCUGCCCCGCGGUCGGCGAGCUCGGGGCCUCGCCGAGCGAGGUGUAUCCGCGCCUGCUCGCCGCCGCCGACCGGUACGCGCUGGACCGGCUGAAGCUCGUGUGCGCCGGGAAGCUGUGGGGCAACGUGUCCGCGGACACGGUUGCCGCCACUCUAGCGUGCGCCGAGGCGUGUAGCUGCCCGGAGCUGAAGACGAAGUGCGUUGGCUUCCUUGUGGACGAGAAGAACUUCAGAGAUGCAGUGUUAACUGAUGGGUUUGUGCAGCUGGUGCAGAAAUUCCCAUCCAUGAUUGCCGAGCUCAAGGAGGCGGCGGGCAAACAGUGA
Messenger RNA from Panicum virgatum (switchgrass), 1029 nucleotides. Its product is annotated as BTB/POZ and MATH domain-containing protein 1-like. Gene Ontology annotation, molecular function: protein binding. The record is from RefSeq and is a predicted model, not a curated record. Gene Ontology annotation, biological process: protein ubiquitination. The transcript has a single exon. The coding region runs from base 1 to 1029 and encodes 342 amino acids. NCBI's taxonomy places the organism in Eukaryota, Viridiplantae, Streptophyta, Magnoliopsida, Poales, Poaceae.